GUCAGUGUACAGGAAUACUUGUUUAGUUUUUAUGUAUUUUAGCUUUUUUUACUUUUAUAAACUCAAACACACAUAUAAAGAUUUGAGAAAUAUCAAUAACAAGUAAUUACAUUUAAAAUAGUAACGUAAUAAAGGACAUCUAUUUGAAGGUGUAUGCUGCACUAUACUUUACUACAACAACUACUACUACUAUUACUACUGCUGCUGUUGCUGCUGGAAUAAUAUUACAUUUACCCUCUUGAAUUUAAUAUCUGUCAUUGAAUGUAGACACUGAUAAGGAAAAUAAAAGGCAGAUUAAAUGUGUUUAUUAUACAUCCCCAAAAAAUAGGAAAUAAAAAAGGCAGUCCAUGUGUUUACCAAACUGAUGUUCACAAAAAAUAAAAUAAAAGUCACAUAAAUCAAUUAAAGUAAAUAAAGAAAAAUAAAGAACGUUUUAUUUAAUUAAAAACAUUACAAUUACAAGUAAAAGAAAAUACAAGAUUAAUACAAAAAUAACAAUAAUAAUAAUAUCAAAUAAGAAAAAAUGUAAUUAAAAAAAUAGAUCAUAAUAAUAAUAAUACACUUUAUUUAUAUAGCACCUUUAAUGCAAGAUGCAGCCUAAAUGUAUGUAAAGGUAGACAAUAAAGAUGGAGGAACAUCAUUAAAAACAAGUUAUAAACAAACAAAGAGUUAUAUCACAGAAGCAUGUGAUGAUAUAUAUUUAUCCCUUUAUUUUGUAAAUCAGACGUUUCAAAUAGGGCUAUAAGGGCCUCGGUGCCUCAGUAUUACACACUAACAAUAUUGUGCAUGAUUUAUGAAAUUCCGCCCUGUACGCCCAACUUUACAGGUGCAUUUAUAACUAUGAAAUCUAAUGAAAUUUCACAUUUCUUAAGUUUUAUGAAAAGCCUCCACUCUAUGAAUAUGUAACUCUUCUGCCCUGAGUCUUGCAUUUUAAUUCCUGUUAAUAGCAGUCCCUGAACACAUCUUUGUGGUGCUGUUGAGGCCCGUUUAAAGGAGUUGUGGGUGUGGUGUGACAUCUCUCUCUGUGUGUGGGCUUCAGGGUUCCUCAACAGCCUUUUAACUUUCCACUAAUAAGGGGAGGUGACACUAUUAAAAUGAGACCAAAGGACCCUCAGAGCUCUAGGUGGAGGCCUUCAAAGUGCGGCCGGCCAUCCGGCGUUGAUGUGGCAGCUUCCUGUUUACGCCGGAGCGGCCCUUCUUCUUCUCUUCUCCUCUGUCAUCUUGCGUAACAAGACACGGUGAAUUUAAGAACAACUGAGCGAGUGGGCUGAAUCAUGAUCAAGAUAUCUGUGCGGGUCCUCAGUCCUGCGUGUGACUCUGUCUCUCUGAGCCACGUAGACCUCCGCCUUUCAUCCCUCCAUUAAAGCAUCAGGGUCACUCAAAUAAACUCAAGGGGGACAAGUGUCCACGAAGAGUGACCUUAAAAAACUCUAAUCCUAAACAUUUAUAAUUAUUCUAUUUAUAAUAAUUCCAUGUAUAAUUAUUCUCAUUAUGUAGACUCCUGCACUGCUUUUUUGCACUUCUGGUCAGAUGCCUAAACUUACAUUUCGUCACUUGUACAUGUACUACGUAAUGACAAUAAAGUUGAAUCUGAAUCUGAAUCUGAAUUUAGAUUUCUGGGCCUGUAUUUAGAGGGAACUCUGGGCAUAACUGAGUAUAAUAUCCAUAUAUUUUUAGUGUAUGGUCACCAGAGACUAAGGGGUUGUUGUUGUUGUUGCUUUCGUUUGCGUAGACAUAGAGAGCAGGUCCUCUUCCAUGUUGCGCCAUGUUGAAAGUAUUAUUUCCCCCUAGAUAACAACAAAGUGUUAGCUCUAAUCUUUUGCAACUUUGUUUUCUUUCAAUACACAACAAUAAUCAUGCAUUUGAAACAGUGGCCAUAACAUGUUUUUAAGAGACAGUGGCUGCACUGCCACUAAAUCCCACACUGUGCAGAGUGAACUUUUAAUCUCUGACCUUUCAGCAUUUUAUUGUUUGAUGCUCAGUCUCUUGCAGACCACAGUGUUAUUUCUGUUGAACAAUCACAGCUGUAUUCAUGAACCUAGCACAGGAAACUGGUCCACUCCUUUCAGCAUGAAACCGUAAAGGUGGGGGACAAAAAUAAUCUACAGCGCGCAGGUCUCUGAAACCUGAUAGGCUGAAGCAGCCUCACUUCAGAAAAGAGGAAGUGUUUAGCUCCAGUUGAGCUGAGCGCUGAUGUUUCGGUGUCGUUUCACAGCACGCUUGCGAUUGUUGUUCAUGACACUUUUACCAACAGCUCUCUUGUGGUGUUUGGCAGCGCGAUCCAGGAGUGUGACACCUGGAGAGGGAGGCCCCAUACCGGGCUCCCCUAACUCCCCCAGGUCCAUGGAGAGGCCCCUGAAGGCCGGCUGGCUGAAGAAGCAGCAGAGGUCUCUGGUGAAGAACUGGCAGCAGCGGUACUUUGUGCUGAGAGGAAGCACGCUGACCUACCACAAAGAUGACAAGGAGACCACUGUGCAGGGAGUCAUCCAGCUGCGGUUCAGUAAAGUUAAUGAACUCCCUCCGAACCCUGAUGACCCCGGGAAGUACAUCUUCGAAAUCAUCCCACGUACAUCAGGAGACAGAGAGCGAUGUCCCUAUGUGUUCAUGGCUAACUCUCAGAGUGAUCUGGAGGAGUGGGUCCGCACCCUGCGCCGGGUCAUUGGAGUACCAACAAGUGGAGUGUUUGGAAAGAGCCUCAUGGACAUUGUCACAUAUGAGCAGCGGUUUGGGCCUCACAUGGUGCCGAUCCUGGUCCAGAAGUGUGUGGAGUACAUCAAGGAACACGGCUUGAAUGAGGAGGGCAUCUUCCGCCUGCCGGGUCAAGACAACGCAGUCAAACAGUUCAGAGACGCCUUCGACGCCGGAGAGAGGCCCUCCUUCCCCAGUGACACAGAUGUCCACACGGUGGCGUCUCUGCUCAAAUUGUACCUACGCGAGCUCCCGGAGCCCGUGGUGCCCUGGACUCAGUACCAAGACUUCCUGGACUGCACCAACCUGCUGGACUCGAGCGGCUCAGAGGGUUGGAAAAAGUUGGAAAAACAAAUUGCUCUUCUUCCCAGAACCAACUACAACCUUCUCAGUUAUGUCUGUCGAUUUUUGUUCGAGGUGCAGCAGCACUCCAGUGUGAACAAGAUGAAUGUGGAGAACUUGGCCACAGUGAUGGGCAUCAACCUGCUCAAACCUCAGAUAGAAGACCCCAUCUCUGUGAUGAAGGCGACUCCUCAGAUCCAGAAGCUGAUGACGGUGAUGAUCCGACAGCACGAGGCUCUGUUUCCUCUCUCCAAAGACGUUCUUCCCUCCCUGCCUUCAAAGAAGGCUGAGAGCCAGAAGAACGCGCCCCGAAGCUUCGUGGGCUGGGAGUCUGCAGAGAUGGGAGAUGCUUCUCUGUCUGAGUCUCCAGAAGAGGAGGAGGAUAUCGACUGUCCGGGUCCCAGCAGAGACUCUUUCAGCCCCCUGAUUCCUCAGCAGGACCCCCGAACCCCCACACCAGACGGCUGGUCGGGAAGCCCCCGAAAACGCACCCAGACCCUGCCAGCCUUCAACUGCCCGCUCACUGGGAUGGCUGCCAAGGCGGACGCCCUGAACCGCUGGAGCCAAGUCCAGGAGAGCGCGGAGGAGAAGAGUGGGACGCUGUCAGAGGACAUUUUUAAGAUCCUGGACCUCCGGAGUUCAGGGUCUUUGUUUGGAGGGGGAGAGGAGAAGUUAGUGGCCCGGAGAGUAAGUGACAACACAAGUUCUUCUUCUCCGGGCCCCCAAAAACCAGACAGUGACCCCCAGCCUGGGGUGUCCCAACAGAAGAGAGUAGGGAACCUCACAGCCACCAACAAGCCGGAGCAGAAGACAGACAACCAGCUCGUAGAAAGUCUUCAGCAGGAGAACAAGGAGCUGAAGGCCACGGUGGCAGAGCUCCAGUCCGGCCUGGAGGCCGAUCGCAGCAAAGUGGCCGCGCUGGAGAUCUGCCUGAGAAAUGCUGAGCGAAGCCGAGACGAGGCCCAGAGACGCAACAAGGAGCUCCAAAGAGACAUUCAGCAGUUCCUCCCUAAAAAGCCACAAGAUCCCACCUAACGGUUACUUUAAGACUCACUAAAAUAUAGAUUUAUGACUCUGCAAACUUCAACAGAGCUAAUUUUGCAUGAAAUGGUUAUGGUAAAUGCUAUUUUCUCCACUGGAUUGUUUCCAUUUGAGCUCGGUUUAAUAGAAGAUAAAUGAUUGGCUCAUUUGUUUGUGUCUGUGAGGAAAGUUUAUAUCUGAAUAUUACUAUUUACAAAGAAAGACUACUGCUACUGCUGUCCUCGAAAAUGAAAGGCUGGCAUAGACUGAACACUUUGAUUAAAGGUCAAGUGGGCGGAUAUAUAUAUAUUUUAAUGGUGAACAGCGUGUAUCCUAUAAGUGAAAAGUCCAUUUCGUUUCAGUGGCAAAUUAAUAAAACACACAUUUAAAUGUUUUUCUUGAUGCAUGAAAACAAAA
This is a messenger RNA of Gymnodraco acuticeps, 4467 nucleotides long. RefSeq names its product Rho GTPase activating protein 25 (gene arhgap25). The record is from RefSeq and is a predicted model, not a curated record. Gene Ontology annotation, molecular function: GTPase activator activity. Lineage: Eukaryota; Metazoa; Chordata; Actinopteri; Perciformes; Bathydraconidae. Gene Ontology annotation, biological process: negative regulation of small GTPase mediated signal transduction; signal transduction; phagocytosis, engulfment. Bases 2194 to 4065 code for a protein of 623 amino acids. The transcript has 10 exons. Gene Ontology annotation, cellular component: phagocytic cup.